GCCAUUUUGCGAUCUGUUUGUGGGCGCAGAAGGUCAGAGUGAGGAUUGAGACGUCAACUUCGAUGAGUCUACAUAUCUGGGCGGGGGCAAUUAAGAUUCCAGAUAGACUGAGACAUCAAUCGGAACAACAAGGAAUAAUACAACAAAUCAGGAUUACGACGAAGCAUUUUCUUCAUAUUUGACGAGGUGUCUGGAUCAAGUUUCUGGGUAUAGAUAUCUCUAACAGAAAGGCUAACCCAACCAGCCAGACAAAAUGAGUUCAGCUAAGAAAAUCGGCAAGACGAGCAAGAAAAAAACGCAACCCACGCCAAUGCCGGAGAUCCAGAGAAACGGCAGCCAAAAACAACACAUUUUCAGCAGCACUCGACGGGAUGUUCCAUCAAUAACGGUCGAGGAGCCCGAGAUGAGUGCAACAGCGUUCUCAUCAGGUGGUUUACCCUACGCCCAAGUGCAGAGUGAUAACGAAGUGAUCUAUCACGGUAGGACGGAUUUUCGGCAGCAUUCGCUUCCAAAUCAUCAACGCCCACGUGAAAGGCCGAAAUCUGAAUCUGUGAUGUAUUAUGAACGGAACCAGGGGCCGAGAAUUUAUCAAAGUGUAAGAAGCCGCAGUGCAGAUCAUCUCCAAACGGAACGACAUCAAUCGAUGCCGCGGGCCGUUUCGCAUCAUGCUGUUCGAAGGAGUUCCAAGAAACAGGCUGUGCGGAGUCACUCGGAUAGUGAGCAACAACUGAAGAGAAAUGCAGAGAGAAAAGCUGUACGGACUUAUUCCGAGGGAGAUAAGGGAAGAUGGUUGGAGGAGCAAAUGGUCGAAACAAAGUCAGGAAAUGAAAUCCCAAAGCAUAGAACCGAUAUAAAGGGACUGUCUCUCGAUGACCUGCAGCUGGAUAUCAGGCCGGGUCGGUUUCCGCAACGGCCAGUCACAGCAACUUUGGGGCAUAAUUUUCGGGGGCAGAUCAUAUCGCCGGAAGGAAUCAGGAACGGUUUCAUGAACCUUGGUCCGGGUCGAGACUCGGUUCGAUCUGGUACCCUUGGGAGGCGGAAGAAAGAGGAUGCGAUCACGUACUUUGCGAUUAGGUUUGUGAAUAAUGACACGCAUGUGUACCACCCAGGAGAGACUGUGGAGGGUCAUGUUAUCAUGGAUACAUCCUGGCCACUAACGGCACUCGGAAUAGACUUGAUUAUAAGAGCGCGCGGUUCCUUGACAGUUUGUAAAGAGGGUGUUGUUAGCCAUAGAAAAAGUGAACUAUAUUUGGAAAAGACAAGCAGAAUGCUUGGUAGAAAUGAUGGACGAAUGAUUAUGAUAACGCCAGGACAUUACAUCAGCACCUUCACUUAUCAACUCCCGAAGAAGCUUCCUUCGUCGAUUCUUAGCGAGAACACCUUAAAGAAUAUCAGUUUUAAAUUAGACGUUUCGUACACUGCACAAGCGGUAAUUUUUGACGAGAUGUAUGCAAAGGCGACGUCAAACACGGGCAGCCCACACGUCACUCACGGAAUACACAUGCGCCGUGGCGACAACUACCGGGUUGUUGCUAAACCAAUCAAAGUAGCGACAAAACAAUUUAAAGUUGUGAGCAUUCCAGACGCCCCUCUUACCUCGAAUUUCCUAAAACCAGCAAAUCACACCGAGUAUUUGAGCAACAAUGACGGCUUGAUACUUGCGAUGGAAUCCACGAUCGUGUAUCCUGGGUCCGAGGUUGAGAUGCAUAUGGAUGUUGACGAAGGUACAGUCAAACUUGUGAAGGGCAUCAAGGUUGAACUAGAGCAACAAAUUCAGAUACCAAACACCCACCAUGACAUCCGACGGACCAUGAAAGAGACUGUCCACGACCCAGCCAUGCGCAAACGCAACGGAACCCUCGUUACUUGGGACAUCACAAUGAAAAUGCCCAACAGUUUGACCCCCACAUACAAGGAGAUCAUCAACUUAGUCAUCGUCGAGUAUUCCCUUCUCGUCACCUUGAAGCUACCUUCGAAGCAGCUCUUGAUGCGAGUUCCCAUUGAAGUCCGCCGCAUCCCCACCGCAAAGGAUCACACGGCCACGAUGCCCGAUUUCAGGAUGGCGACACGCUUUUCCAAUCUGUCCGAUGCGAAACCGAAGGAGAUUGAAAAUGGAUAUGCAAGGCCGGAGGAAGUGAAGGUCCAGGUGGAGUACAGAUAUAAUUCGUGGAUACGCAGGAACAGUAAGAUGUACAGCUGCUUCAAGUAAACCACUUGGGUUUAUACGUAUGUUGACUCCUGAUCGAUAUUGCCCAAGUAUCAUUAUUAUGGGAUGAUGUACGACUGUAGUUGGGCAAGGUAGAACCAGAAUUUUUGGAUUGGCGGCCAAAGAAAACUAAUAAAACGCUGUACAUGUAUAUAACACUCAAUAGGCCUCGAAUUCAACUGCUGUCAUCCCUGCCAUGGCAGCUAGUGCCCUCCAAAAUGGCCUUUGUGCCUUCUCGAAUCUUCUUUCAGAUCUUCGAGUACCCAAGGCCAAAAUGAGCCAAUAAUAGUACCCAAGGGCAAUAAUUUUUGAAUUUGAGGUCUGGUAUAAUAGUUAUAUGUACAGCAACACAUGAGCAUAUUUAUGAUAUUUGUUAUGAGAGGAAGCCACAAUGCAAUGCAGUGUGUGUAAUCUAAGCAGACCUUUUGCCGCGACUCUCAAUAGAGCAUGAUAAUUGAUGUGUAUGAACAGCCUGUGAAGGAUAUUGAACUGACUUUGAAAAGCUGACAUAAAAACGGCUAUGAAGGCACCAUGUCACUGAACUUGAGCCACGUUAAAGGCCUAAGCUGUUUGUGUAAAUUGAUUUUAUCAGUGGCACAAAUAUAUAGAUAUAAACAUUGCCGCUGAACAGACAUGUCAACGUGAUCAACAAUUCAAUCGGGAGUGAAUUAUAUAGGGAAUGAAUAAUGAAUGAUAAAUUGUUGACCUGAUGAAUAUUAAGUUUAUAGGUUAUUACUAGCCGUGUAUACAACAGCAAUAAAGUGUAUUGAUUUACCUGUUAGAAAAAUCUCAAAAUUCAAAUUUAAAUUUCAAAUUAACAGAGUAGGCCAGUUUCAAAUAAAUUUUGAUGGCCCUACGGGCAGGGUGGUAAGCUGCACACAGGUUUUUAUCACAGAGACGGGCAAUGAGUGAUGAAAAUGUGUCUGGUCUGCAAGCAAAACCGGUCAUUACCGCGUUUUACAUGCAGCCUGUAUAAUCAAUUUUCUUGUGUCAAAGUAAUGACCUUUUUUAUCGCAUGUUUACAGAAAUGACUUUUUGUUGCAGGCACAGUCUGCGAUGACCGCACAGACUAUAGACUUAUCUUUAUCGCAGGUGAUGCUAGCCUGCAAUGUUUCACAGAUUCGAUUAUCGCGUGUUACCCUGUUGUAAAACUGAAGUCCGUGAAUUCUGUAAUCUAUUCUUCACGGGUCAUGUAAAUAUAUCAAAAUAAAUACACAGGUAUAAUUUUAAA
This is a messenger RNA of Lineus longissimus, 3437 nucleotides long. RefSeq lists its product as uncharacterized. Gene Ontology annotation, biological process: protein transport. Lineage: Eukaryota; Metazoa; Nemertea; Pilidiophora; Heteronemertea; Lineidae. The transcript is spliced from 2 exons. Gene Ontology annotation, cellular component: cytoplasm. The coding region runs from base 254 to 2209 and encodes 651 amino acids. The record is from RefSeq and is a predicted model, not a curated record.